Brassicogethes aeneus is the source of this 2169-nucleotide messenger RNA. NCBI's taxonomy places the organism in Eukaryota, Metazoa, Arthropoda, Insecta, Coleoptera, Nitidulidae. The record is from the annotation of a GenBank genome assembly.
AUAUUCGAACAACUCGGUACUUUAAAAAGGUGCGUUGGAUUUGUUGUUAAAUCGUUAGUAUCUCGAAGGAUAAGUGCAAUUAUAAUGAAAUCUAUCUGACUUAUAAAAUUAAGAGUCAUGAGUUAAGCUUGGUUUCCGUUUAAAGUGUAGUGCACGAAAUUUGUUAUUGUGUAAAUCAGAAAGAAACCACACCGGAAGAGGCUAUCUUUUCAACAUUCUUCAUGACCUGUGGCGCAUAUUAAUAAUUAAAUUGGCUAGUCGUGUUGUUGCUAAGCUCCCAAAAUGACAGAAGACACCGUUGAUUCUGCUCUUUAUUGCAAGGCGUUCAAUAAAAAGAAAGUGCCCUCAAUCGAGGCCCUUAACAGCGAAAUGCCGGGCAAAUUGCAGAAAGACAGGGGGGAAAAUGAUUUUCAAGACUUUCCUCAACAGACUGAGGCUGAAGAAAUACGCCAGUGCUACGAUUUCUAAGCCGGAUCCUACCUACAAAGUGGCCUAUUUGGGCAACGUGAUCACUGGAUGGGCUAAAGGUGACGGUUGCGUGGAAAAGCCUUUGGCCACCCUCUGGCGGAACUACACUCAUUCUUCUCGACCGGAUGUCCGAAUGAUUUUAGCGGUCAGCGGUGGAGGAUUGAAGGCAACGACCAAAGACCACGGACUGACGGAAUACUGGGCGCAUCGCCUCACCACCUGCGCGGCACCUGCGCAAUUCCCGAGACUGUUCUGUUGGGUGUACAGGCACGAGGGUCGUCGACUCCGCCACGAACUCAGGUGCCACGCAGUUUUAUGCUCGACAGCUGCGCUGGCCAAACAAAUAGAGGCCGAGUUGAAGGAAUCCCUUGCUUUGGCCUUGCUGGAGUUUAAAAGAGACAAGAUUUCGAGGCAGAACGCUAGGUUAUCGUUGGUCAACUCCGUAUACGAAAACCCGACGAUCCCGAGAAGAAAGAUUUUGCUGAGCACUGGACAAACUAACUACAGGCCUCCUUUGGAGCGGUCGAAGUCAGCGCCCAAGUUGACUAGCAUCGAGGAGUUGAUUGAGGAGGAGGAGGAGGCGCCGAAGAAGCCGAGACAUCCAAGUAGAAAGCUGAAGCAUUACGACAGCGCCAGUGCUUUGUUGGAUAAAAGGAAAACUGUUCUGGAAUCUUAUUCCUCCAGACCACAAGUAUUUGUACCUGUAACUGAAAGCUGUGAUGAACCCGCGGUGAAACCAAGGGAAAUUAAGGUGACAUUCAACGAUGAAAUCGUGAAUAUUUCCUUUGAUGAGAAAAGCGAUAUGAUCUUGGAAGAGUUGGUGCAAAGCUCGUUAUCAAACGAUUUUCUUGUUUCUUGCGAACGGGCCUGGAUAUCUGCUUUAGGCGAGACUGCAGACUGUUUGCCAGUGGAUAGCGAUGAAGGUUCUCUGUCGAGUGGGUGCGAAUCAGCGAGCACAGUUAACUCUGAUGCAAAGCAAGAAUCAGCGGAAGAGUCUAUUGUGGAAGCCAAACCCGAAAACAAGAAGACUGAAUUAGACUUUAAAGUGGGCGGUAGCGUGCUGGCGCGGGUACGAAGUUUCGAAAGAAUCGCCAACUCCGAUAUUUUAAAGUAUUGCGGACUGAACACUAACAUGUACAGUAAUAAGUCUAUGUUAGCUCACGAGGAGGUUUCGCUUAUUCCCAUCGGGGAAAGCCAGACUGAUUUCAGUUCGCUUAAGGUUUUCAAAAAGAAAAAUUCCACUGAAAGAGUUGCGAAUCCCUUCAAUGUCGAUGAAAUUGACGGUAAUGGGUCUGAAGAAGAAAAUGGUAGUGCUUGUAGUGAUGAAAGCGGUUAUGAAGAAGAAGAGAUAACCAGUUCUGUAUCUAAUAUUAUUUUAGUAUGAUGUUAAACUUUUUUUUUAAUAAAACAAUUUUUAUUCAAAAAAUUUAAUUUGUUUAACAAUUUUUGAUUCGGCUUUAGUUAGUUAGAGACUGUACUGAUUAUGUUAUCUUGGUUAAAUUACUACUGUUAAAUAAAAUAUAUGUUUACUUUAGGGUAACUUUAGUUUUGUAUAUAUUGUAAAUAGCUAUUUACAAUCUAGAUUACCUACAGAAUAUAAUGUGAUUAUAUUUGUUAUGUAAUUUGUUACCAUUGUAUGGUGUCUUGUUACAAUAGUUUUCUAAAUAUUAUUUUAUAGAAAUUUAUAUACAAUUAAUAAAA